AUGAAAACCAUCAUAAUCCCUCUCAUUGAACUGAAAACCUCUUGCUUGAAAUGUUUUCAAUCUUGUCAUGCUUUUGACGCGGAAUGGUGCCUUGAUCUCCACGGUUUUCUCUCUCGCGACGAGUUCGCCGCUCGUCUUAAUGAAAUCAAUAAUCACAUCAAAGACAUCCCGUUAUUGAGCGAGAGAACAAUGAAUAUUUUUAAGAACAUAUGUAGUGUAAUAGGGUCGCACGCGAUCUUAUUUAUAAUCGUUUCAUUUUUCUUAUCCCCUACACAUACUAUUUCUUUUAUUGGUCCCGUAGUCGUAUUAUCCACUAUUUUCAUAUACAUUUUGGGCACAUAUUUGAUCGAUAGAACAGCAAAGCAUCGUGCUGAAAAAUUUACCGCUUCCUUAAACAGUUUGUUCACACAUUACAAUAUACGACAGAAAGAUAACCCAACAGCUAACUGGAAUCUUGUAUGGCGACGCGCCAACCUCUCUCAUUACACGAUAAAGAUGAAGGCAAGCUGGGAUGGGAGCGUAAAGGGAAAAGCCACGCCGAAAUAUGUCGAAUACGCAGAAAUAGUACUCGAAAUCAAUGACGCCCUCUCUGAACUUACCGCUCAGACCGUCCGGGUGAACCUUGCGGCUGACGUCAUCUCUUACAACUUAUCACUAUCACAAGAUGCUCAAGAGAAGGUUGUCAGCAAUUCGGUAUAA
This is a messenger RNA of Ambispora leptoticha, 699 nucleotides long. The record is from the annotation of a GenBank genome assembly. NCBI's taxonomy places the organism in Eukaryota, Fungi, Glomeromycota, Glomeromycetes, Archaeosporales, Ambisporaceae.